Messenger RNA from Anisakis simplex (herring worm), 219 nucleotides. The record is from the annotation of a GenBank genome assembly. NCBI's taxonomy places the organism in Eukaryota, Metazoa, Nematoda, Chromadorea, Rhabditida, Anisakidae.
AUGAUAUCUUUAAAACGUCGUCAGAAAUAUAUUAACGCUCAUUUACCGGUGAUUCUACGCGAAUUGAAGAGCGAAACCGAAAAAUACAACGCGAAACAUGGACCAACUGAUGCAAUUCUGAUAGAUGGACAAACGCCGUGUGAGCAUGUCGAGUGGAUUAUGGACGAGUAUAAAGCACAACGGGAGUUGGAGCGUUUGCGUAAAGUCAGUUUCUUUUGA